Messenger RNA from Bombyx mori (domestic silkworm), 5629 nucleotides. Its product is annotated as organic cation transporter protein. Gene Ontology annotation, biological process: transmembrane transport. Gene Ontology annotation, cellular component: membrane. The coding region runs from base 4100 to 5527 and encodes 475 amino acids. The record is from RefSeq and is a predicted model, not a curated record. NCBI's taxonomy places the organism in Eukaryota, Metazoa, Arthropoda, Insecta, Lepidoptera, Bombycidae. Gene Ontology annotation, molecular function: transmembrane transporter activity. The transcript has 4 exons.
UUAUUUAUCGUCAUUUUAUCAUACCUCGUAUUUAUAUAUGAGAAAGCCGAUUUAUCAGUGGCCUCCUCAUACUUUUAAGAUAGACGUGAAUGUCAAAAUAUUAAUUACAUUAUAAAAACAACUUCUACCCUGCUGCACUGGAAAGAAUGAAUGACUCGCAGGUAAAGAGGUCGUUACGGUGGUACUUAAAUAAAAUUUACUCGCGACAAAUCGCGACUAAUCACCUAAGUGAAGACUAAGGUCAGAUUCCUUGGGUCGGAUCUAGGAAGAAGUGAACGCAUUCGCUUGAGGUAGCCGACGUUAUAUGUAUAUAAUAGCUGUUUCCUCAGUCACGGGACACAUCACAUCACAGAAUAUUGUCAUAUAAAGUAUGCGAGCCCUCUGUUAUUACGAUAAGUACACAAACAAAAACUAGAAUAUUUUGAAUCUAGUGAUAUAUAUUACCUUGAAAAUAGUGAGCUUACUAAUAUGUGAUACUGUUGGUAGAGCGUCUUUUUUGCCCGCACAGGUGAUACAGUAAUGCGUUCCGGUUUCAAGGGUGGGGCAUCGGUUUUACUAUAGAAAUGAGACCUAUACUCAUGUCCUAAGUUGACCAGUUAAAACAACUGAACUCAUGUAUCCGUCUGAGCGAUAUAAAUAAAACUUUACAAAUAUUUGUGUUUCAUUAUUAUUCCAUCAUAUUUUUCACAACAAUUUCAAAAAACAAUGAUUUCAAUGUCGAACAAUACGCGAUAACUGAACACCGUAUAAAACACGUCUUUGCUGUCGAGCAGAUAAAAUAACUUCACAUAUAAUUAGGAGUGAGUACCGAGAUGAGGAUUUACAAACAAUAAUUGUACAUGUAAACGUUCGACAACUAAUGAAAAGAAAAAAAAUAUAUUUACUCAAACGUAUUUACAAUUUCAUUACAUGACAAACAGUAAUUAGAAGUUUGCAAAACUCGAGCUGGUAAUAGGUUAAAUAAAAAAUAAAAUUAUUUUUAUUUAGAUAUUUAUUAAUUUAAUAUAUUUUGUACACACAGCUGUUAGAAGAAACACGACAAUAAGGAUACAGUGUACAAGGGCACUACUUAUUUUAUGUUGAAAUCUCAUAUUAUUGCAAAAUUAUCACAAAAUUAAAAAAAAAUCAAUAUUAAGUGAUCAUAAGCUUCAUUGUUUGGUAGCUUAGUAGGUAGUUUGGUCACCGAUUUAUAGUAACCACAAAAUAAAUAUAAUGCACAACUGAAAACUAGUUGUGAUUAUUUGUCGUUUAAGACCUUUUGUUGUUCUUUUUAGUUUGUUUGAUUUUAUAUGAACGUUAAAAACAUAUUGAACUUAUUGAAAAGUGGUAAAUUAAACUUUAAAACCGGCAUUCGCCGGUGGUUCGAAUUUGACCACGAUCACUGAGUGCUUAAGCUGUAGCUUCAUUUCGCAUACAUUUCCUGUUUUGUUUUAUUUGAAGGGUAUUCAAAGGGGCGGUGGAGAUUUUUUGCUAAAAUAAAGCAACUUUUACAUUUUUUUAAUGAUAAUAAGCAAACUUAUUGAUAACUUUACUUAAAAAAAACGAAAAAAGAAACACAAACCUUAUUUCUUUGCCCAGAUUUUGAAAUUUUUGUUUGUUUUUUAAGUUGAGAAUGUGUAUUGGUGUUUUUUAUUUAUUAUCAAUUUCUCUUGUGUCAGAAUAUAUAUGCUUCGUAGAUAUUUAAUAUUUUAAUAUCAUUAUGCAAUUUAUUGGUACGAUAUUGUAUUAAAUAUGUAAUGUGCUAUUUGUAGUGCAAGUAUCGUUUUAUACGAACACUAAAGUGUUCACUCACCAUAUUUGAAUAAGAUUUUCGAUUUGGACUUGGGUGCAUUUUGCGACAAACCCUAUUUAUCUCGUAAUCAAAUCUACAUUUACGUAGCAUAUAGGCAGCGGCUUAGCUUUGCCCCUGGUAUUGCUGAAGUCCAUGGGCAACGGUAACCACUCACCAUUAGGUGAGCCGCAUGCUCGUCUGCCUACAAGGGCAAUAAAAAAAAAUAAUUCAACAACAUUUAAAUGGCAAAACUAUCAGAAAAUAUAGCAUUAUUAAGUAAUAUUAAGUAAUAAUGCUAUCUCCUAACCGCUUUCUCGACAGAGGGGUUUAAAUGUAAACAUUUUAAAAUCAACGUCAAUCUACAGAACCAACAUCGGCUUAAGGCAUUUUAUUUAAUAGAGGAAAACAUGGAAAGAAUGAGAUAAUAACACAAGUAUUAGAUAACAAAGAACCUUGCGAGAGAUUGGUGUGGGUGAUGAUAUACAUUUUCAGAACAUGUGAGAUUAUUAUUGGCCGCAUGAUCAUGUGACACGGUCGACAGACUUGCUUGAUUUGUGGAAAUCGUUCUCGAAAACUAUCAUUUGUAGUGUCGAUAGUUCUAAACACGAUCAAAUAAAAAGAUUCAAUUGUCAAAUAUUUUUUACAAACAUUUAACGCUUGCCGUCUUCGCUCGUUUACGAGGCACGUACUUUUUUACAGCUGCUGCAGUUGGGCAGACUAGCCCACCUUACUUACUUCCGGGGUCACCGGAUCCCGUAAACUUCAUACCGCGAAUGCUGAGGAGUUCAUAUCGGAGUCUCAAAUGUACCUACUGGCUGUUCGAUCAUUUCGAAACGGGAACACGCGACUACUUUGCGGCAGAAAUAGUCAAGUGGUGAUUUUUAUUUUUUUUAUUGCUUAGAUGUGUGGACGAGCUCACAGCCCACCUGGAGUUAACUGGUUACUGGAGCUCAUAGACAUCUACAACGUAAAUGCGCCACCCACCUUAAUAUAUAAGUUCUAAGGUCUCAGUAUAAUUACGACGGCUGCCCCGCCCUUCAAACGAUACGAACGCAAUGCCAGUAAUUAUGCUUUUUUUUUCUACACAUUAAUAAUUUACGGUGAGCACGUGUUCAAUACGUAUGUGCAUACUUAUCAUCUCCCUUAGAAUAAAUAUGAAUCCCGGCAUUUUACCUACCAUAUCAAGUUGAAUUACAAUAAUGAUUUAUACGAAUGCCAAUAAUAACUUGGCGCCGUACUAUUAUUGAUCGAAGUUGGCGCCAGAGGUUGAGUACAAGGUAAACUCAGUUCUGUCGGUCAUUUAUUGAAGGUAUUUUGUAAUACUGUUUUUAAUAACCGUUACUAACUGUUGUUUUCUUUUUCACAUCUUAGGAGUUUGCGACCAAAAAAUGUUUUUUAUAUCAGGCUACCAGGUCCAGGUACACAAAUACUACCUAUUUCAGUCGAGACGCAGCAACUUAUUGCGAUUUCAAAGGUGCGAGAUUCAUUUUUUUUUUAAUUUUAGGGUUCUUUGGCUUUACGUUACGGCAAGGUGGAUUAGGUGGACCAUUCACUUUGAUAUGUCUAUGAGCCACCGACUAGAGGACGUAAGUGUGCUCAUCCGAUUAAGGAAGUAGACAAAAAUCUAUAAUGUUCCUUAAUUAAAUCACAAAAAAAAACUGUUUUAGUUUUGUGUGUCUAUUUUUGUACUAACCUCCUCAACGUCUGAGCUAUUUAGCUUAGAUUCAAAUUUCAGCGAGUUAUUGUGGAGCACCUAAGUCAAUGUUUGAUUUAAUUAAAUUGAAAAUAAAGUGAAAAAUAAUGAAGUGAAUAUUCUGUUAUGUCAAUAGUUGUAAUAGAUGCGCGUACAAUCGUGGCCAUACUGCUCUUUAAUAAUAAUUUAAUAAUAUUAAUUAUGUUUUUGACUUAUGGGACAAAUUUUACCUGAUAUGCAUGACCCUUUCUUCGCGUAUAAUUUCUUCCCGUUUAAGUAAAGUAUGUGUAUUUGUAUUUAUUCAUAUAUGUUGAUAACAACAUUAUUAUGAUUUGUUGAUAAUAACUAACAAGAAAAUCAACAAGCGAACUAAACGUAGCGGCAAAUUGAUUCAAAGCGUUGCAAUUUUCAACUAAUUAAAAUUAAAAAGUCUUAAUUGCAAUAUAAUUAAAAAAUUUAACAAAAUAUGUUCGUCAAUAAGUAAGUACUAUUACUAGAUUUAUGACUGGCCAUCACUGAGUAUCACAAAAUAAAAAUAAAAAGUGGCCUACUUGAGUUAAAUGUUAUUAUAAGUUUUAUUGUAAAACUAACUAGGUUAAUGAAUAAAAACAAUAUCAUAAUUAAAUAGAAAAACAAUGAUAAUUAGCGAGUUAAUAGGCAAAUUCGGAAAGUAUCAGUUUUGGAUAUGCGUUUUGAUAUUCGCCAAUAAAUUCGGUGUUGCUUUUCAUCAAAUGGCAAUUGUAUUUUUGGCUCCACCAGCUGUUUACUAUUGCCCGGGAAACGCUACAUGCUGUGAUAGUCCGGCUUAUAAUACAUCACUGUUUACAAGAACAAUUGUAACUGAGUGGAACUUGAUUUGUGAAAAGAGUUUCCUCAAAGACAUCACGCAGACUUUGUUUCAAUUUGGCGUUCUCUUUGGCAGCUUAGUGUUCGGUAUCAUAUCUGACAGAUACGGCAGAAAGUCUACAUUGAUUACAUCUGUAGUUCUUGAAGUGAUUACUGGAAUAAUGUCAUCGUUUAUGCCCGAUUUUUGGAGUUUUACCAUUAUCAGAAUGAUUCUAGGAAUCUCUGUGGGUGGUAUAAUGGUGGUGGGGUUUGUAAUCGUUAUGGAAUAUGUUGGGAAUGACAUCAGAUACGUAAUAUCAGCGCUCUACCAUGUUCCGUUUACUCUUGGUCACAUGUUGCUGGCACUGUUUGGAUAUUACAUACGAGAUUAUAUGUACUACCAGCUGGCCAUAUCUGUGGUCAACGUUUUCCUGCUGAUUUACAUAUGUGUAUUACCAGAGUCACCGAGAUGGUUGUUGGCCGUGAAUAAAACUUUUGAGGCCAUCACUUUAAUUGAACGAAUUGCUAAAACGAACAAUAUGGACAUUGAGGAUAUCUCAACUAAGAUAGAACUGUUUCAAUUAGAACAUAAACCAAAGAAAAGUUCGGUUUUAGAAUUGUUUCGAUCGCCUAAUUUGAGGAAAAACAUCCUGAUUAUGUCGUUUAACUGGCUUGUCAGCAGCUAUUGUUUUUAUGGCGUCACUUUUUAUAUCAGUCACCUAACUGGAGAUAUAUUUAUAAAUGUAGCUGCUAUGGGGUGUGUUUGUUUAUGUGGCUGUUUGAUAGCCAUUCCCAUAUUGAAGUUCAUGAAUCGGAAGACCAUCGUAAUACUAGGAAACGUUAUAUGCAGCAUAUCAAUACUAAUAAUUGCUUUCGUACCCGAGGGCAUAGUUUCUAUUGUUUUCGGGUGUAUCGGAGUUAUGUUUUCGUUCAUGCUAUUAGUUAUCGUGUACUUGUACUGUUCGGAAAUGUUUCCGACAGUUGUGCGUAACGCAGCCAUCGGAAUUUCGUCGAUGUCUGCCCGAAUGGGUUCAAUGAUUGCGCCUUUUGUGGCGGCACUGAGGCCUUACGGCCAAUGGUGCGCUCCGGUGGGCUUUGGUAUAUUCCCUCUAGUGGCGGCUCUCUUAUGUAUUUUACUGCCCGAAACGAAAGACUGUGAACUAAUGACCACCAUUGAAGAAGGAGAGGCAUUUGGAAAAUCUCGGACAAGAAAUUCGAACGGAAAUGAAAUAACUUGAUUAAUUGGCGUAUUUUAUUUUUAAAUUGGUAUUCAUAAAUUAAUUACGUAACAUAAUUAAUUUUUUAAUCAAGGUUAUUGAAAUAAAUCACUACCAACUGUA